Messenger RNA from Paramuricea clavata, 8558 nucleotides. Lineage: Eukaryota; Metazoa; Cnidaria; Anthozoa; Malacalcyonacea; Plexauridae. The record is from the annotation of a GenBank genome assembly.
AUGUAUAUAAUUUAUUAUACAAUUGAGUACCCGGGGACAAAGAAGCUCCUUCGUUGCGAACUACAACCGACUAGGAAUGCUGGUGACUCACCAGAAUGCUGGUAUUUCAAUGGAGUCGCAAACUCUACAGGUAAAUUGUAGUAAACUCUUGUUAACUGUCAUUUUCGUUUGACAAAGUCUCUUCUCAUUUUUCUCCAUCAUCGAGAAUAACCCUUCCUCCUUGGUUGUGUUCUGCAAUCAGACAUGAGUGAUAUGAAGCUAGGCAACCAUGCAGAGGCGUUCUUAGUAUAUGGUGCAGUUCUUGCAUGAUAUAGCAUAUACAAUACCACUAGUGGCUUAACCAGCCUUUAUCGUCUAACCAUCAUAUUCUUUAUUGUAACACAUUUUUAGAUGCAUCUCCAGCACCAGAAUUGUCCCCAAUCGCAGGUAAGAAUCCAGAAAGCAUCCUAGAUUAAACCAAGGGUUAGUCACAUGGGAGAAGAAAGCUUUUAUGACCUGUUCCAAACAUCACAGGUUUCUCUUGGUACUCUAGUUUCCCACUGCAAUAACACUGGAUCAAAUAAGAAUGGGCCUUUCUGAACCCUGAGGAAGAAUAAUUUAGAACUCAUAAACUAUAAAUAAUUUUUGUUGGUUUAGCUUUCCACUAUAAAUAAAUUUAUUUCUAUAACAUUACGUACAAUUUAUAAUAAUAUAUGUAAACAAUUAUGCCGUGUCGCAAAACUGGGACAAUGAAUCCAGACUAAUAAUCGUCUUUCCACACAGAUUGUCUUUACUUAAACGGGAGCAGUUACCAUGGCAACAUAUCAGUAACAGCCUCCGGUAUUUCGUGUCAGUCAUGGACAGAGCAAUGUCCACAUCGUCAUACCAUGAACAAAACAGAUCCAGAACUAAAUAACGCUAAGAAUUAUUGUCGAAAUCCUAAGAACUCUGGACAACGACCUUGGUGUUUUACUACAAAUAGGAACAAGAGAUGGGAGUACUGUGAAAUCCCUAAAUAUAUACGAGGUAUAAAAUAAUAUCGUACUGCGAUAUACCUAAACGCAUACUGGAUAUAGAGUGAUAUUGUGAGUGACUGAUGUCCUUAAAUGUAUACCAGAUAAACUACAAAGUUUGAGGUUGAAUCAACUGAAAAAUAAUGAACAGUUAAUUGUUCUCUGUGUUCGCAUAGUCCAGGGCCUGUUCUCUUCGCCUCAUUUUCAAAAAAAGCCCUGGGAACGACGUUGAUAAUAACGUGGGUCGUAUGGUACAUGGCGCCCAAGUUUACCUUCGAUUAGUCGCAUGCAAUUUGCUUAUAACUUGAGUUGUACUGUGUAAAUCAAGAACACAACUCGGCUACAUUGUUGUAGGUGAGUUGUGUGCUUGAUUUGCACAGUACAACUCAAGUUGUAAGAUGGGAGACAAAAGUUGUGUAGUGUAAAUCGGUCUUGUGAAAAUGAAAUUAAACCAAAUAAUCUUAUUUUUAGUUAAUGUACAGAAAAUUUUAACAAACAAGGUUGUUUAAAUGCAGCAACAAAACCUCAAUGUUUUUCUUCUUUACAAGUUGAUGGUAGUUAUAGCAACUGGUCAUUAAACAGUACGUGCAAUGUAACUUGCGGUGAAGGUUUUGGAACAUGGUCACGAGAAUGUAACAACCCUGAGCCAAAAUAUGGUGGAAGAAACUGCAGUCAUCUAGGAGAACCUGUUGAGUACAGACCAUGUUCAGCGAAGGCUUGCCCUGGUACGUCAACUCUACAUUAAUAAAACAAUUCUCAGUACAAAGUGACUUAUAGUUUCCCUCGGUACUUUUUAUUAUUAUCUUUAGUUAACGGUGGUUACAGCAACUGGAUUUUGAGUAAGCCAUGCAGUGUUUCAUGUGGUGAUGGAGUGGAAAUAUGGCGACGCUUUUGUAAUAAUCCUGAACCAAAAUACGGCGGUCAUAACUGCAGUGGUCUUGGAAACUCGACUGAGUUUAGAAACUGCAGCAGAAAGCCAUGUCCAAGUAAGAUUAAACUGUACUAGAUAUCUCUUCCAUUUCUUAUAGCCUUAUUCCAUCUCUUAGAACCAUUCCUUAUUCUCGCUUCAACGGGAAACCUUAGUAAUCUUAUGAUAAAUAUCAAUGCCCAAAAUACGUUAAAAAGCUACCAAAAAAUGAACUAAUGUUUCGUUCGCUGAGCGGAGGUGAACAUCCCGUGUAUCAGGUAGGAUCAAGAUGAAGUUUUUUGCUUUUAAAAUACAUUGCAUUUCUUCUUAGCAUAACCUAAAUAUAAAACAUACCAAAGUGCCACCUCAUUCUGCAUUUCUAUUUCUAUGAACUGUCUGUGUCAGUGUAGGUAGUGCCAAUAAUAUAAACAAGGUUUGGUCGGCAGGGAUGCAACUACCCAAAAAAUGUAAGUAGAAUUUCGACGUUUGGAGCGAAGGCCCUUCGUCUGGACUCUGGAGUAAAUGAUGGAGUUACUAGCAGGAGUCGGGAAAAAUACAUGAGCUUUUAUAGUAAGAAUACUAGAAAAUACAUGCAUGCAGAAACCCUCGCCUUGCUGACAAAACCGUUGUAUUUUCCGAACAUGAAGUAUCUAAAGUAGUUGUCAUGGUAACACGAUAAUUUUUUAAGAAUAUUCUUACAAAUGAAAAUCGCCCAAAAAUAUCACUUUUAAUUACAAAAUUAUCAAUUUCCCAACAUAUUUAUGUUAGGUAUGUAAUUAUACGUAAUACAAGCUUCAAUUUAAGGUAAAAUUUAACCACAAACAAUUCACAAAACGUUUUAAAGAGUUCUUUAUAAAACUAAACUGCCUUUAACAAUUAACUAUUAAAUGGCUUUUAUAUAUCGAUAAACUUUGAUUUUGCAAUAAAAUGAUUUCAAAUUCUCGCUUGCAAAUAACUUUGCUUUAUUUUUUAUUUAAAAAAUUCAAUAUAAUAAAAAAGGGAAUCAAUAUUAAAGAUACACUGAAAUUAUAUGCUGUCUUGUUUAGUUGUUUCAUAUACGCAAAGGCCGUUGGGUUUUAAAGCCAUUAUAAAAUCAAUAUUUAAAACAAACUUACCUUCGUUAACGUCGGCUCCCUUCUUUUAGCUGAUUCUUUCGCCCUUUCUUUCUUGAAAUUUACAAAAUCUUGCAGAAAUACGAGCAAAAAUGAAGAAUAUUUGCAAGAAAUUAGUCAAUCAUCAACUCAUCAAAUCAAGAUAUGUUUGUUGUUUGCUAUUUCGCUGUCGUCAUGCAGCCGUUAUAAUGCAAACUUUAAAUUGGACCAAUCAGUGUCUGUUAUUCAUGACAGUCCGCCAUAUUUUUGAGAUCAGUGAGGAUGACCACCCAUCGUUGGUGACCGACGCCCGCGCUCAUUGAUGAACUUUAGACUUCCCUAAUGCUUUCGUUUCCCCGGGUGUAAAUAGCCGGGGGGGAUUAGUACCCUCGCACGGCGCUUCGCGCCGCCGGCUCGGGGAUAACUUGCUUCUGAGGACAAGGAAACAACUCGUUCCUAUAUUGUCAUUAUGUUUGUUCUUGUUAAAGGUGCCGCAGUAAUUAAACUAGAAAAUACAUGCAUGCAGAAACCCUCGCCUUGCUGACAAAACCGUUGUAUUUUCCGAACAUGAAGUAUCUAAAGUAGUUGUCAUGGUAACACGAUAAUUUUUUAAGAAUAUUCUUACAAAUGAAAAUCGCCUAAAAAUAUCACUUUUAAUUACAAAAUUAUCAAUUUCCCAACAUAUUUAUGUUAGGUAUGUAAUUAUACGUAAUACAAGCUUCAAUUUAAGGUAAAAUUCAAAAGUGUUCUUUAUAAAACUAAACUGCCUUUAACUAUUAAAUGGCUUUAUCGAUAAACUUUGAGUUUGCAAUAAAAUGAUUUCAAAUUCUCGCUUGCAAAUCAACUUUGCUUUAUUUUUUAUUCAAAAAAUUCAAUAUAAUAAAAAAGGGAAUCAGUAUUAAAGAUACACUGAAAUUAUAUGCCGUCUUGUUUAGUUGUUUCAUAUACACAAAGGCCGUCGGGUUUUAAAGCCAUUAUAAAAUCAAUAUUUAAAACAAACUUACCUUCGUUAACGUCGGCUCCCUUCUUUUAGCUGAUUCUUUCGCCCUUUCUUCUUGAAAUUUACAAAAUCUUGCAGAAAUACGAGCCAAAAUGAAGAAUAUUUGCAAGAAAUUUAUCAAUCAUCAACUCAUCAAAUCAAGAAAUGUUUGCUAUUUCGCUGUCGUCAUACAGCCGUUAUAAUGCAAACUUUAAAUUGGACCAAUCAGUGUCCGUUAUUCAUGACAGUCCGCCAUAUUUUUGGGAUCAGUGAGGAUGACCACCCAUCGUUGGUGACCGACGCCCGCGAUAUUUGAUGAACUUUAGACUCCGCUAAUGCUUUCGUUUCCCCGGGUGUAAAUAGCCGGGGGGAAUUAGUACCCUCGCACGGCGCUUCGCGCCGCCGGCUCGGGGAUUAAAUUAAGUUAAAUUAAAUUAAAUUAAAUUAAAUUAAAUUAAAUUAAAUUAAAUUAAAUUAAAUUAAAUUAAAUUAAAUUAAAUUAAAUUAAAUUAAAUUAAAUUAAAUUAAAUUAAAUUAAAUUAAAUUAAAUUAAAUUAAAUUAAAUUAAAUUAAAUUGAAUUGAAUUGAAUUGAAUUGAAUUGAAUUGAGUUGAGUUGAGUUGAGUUGAGUUGAAUUAGUCAAAACAAAGUAUAAACAAAAAAUAUGUAAAUCACAUUACAGAAUAUAUUGAUACAAAUAUACAGAAAACUACAGCAAAUACAACAAAAUAUAUGAAUUAUAUGAAAACAGGGCCGUAACGACCGGUGCAACACCUCCUCCCCCCCCCCCCUAUAAUUACUCAUGAGCAAUUCCAGGUAGAUUUCCAGUAGACUUUCAUGUAAAUUGAGGUAAUUCUCAGGGCAUAAAAAGUGAACUGUAUGCUCUGACCACCUUAAAACGUUGAGACGCGUUGGAGAUAUUUAUUGGAGACAAAAUUUGACGAUCUGGAGAGUCCAAAUUUUAAAAAUGUUCUCAAUUUUCCUGGUCAAAUUAAACUGAAAGUAACAAUACUUAUCUUUAUUGUUAGGCAAUACUAAAAUAUUGAAAUAUUGGUUAGGAAAGUUUCAAAUUUUCAAAAUAUUUUGCUCGGUACCAACCAUGGUGACGCCUUGCAGGCGUCGCAAAAUCUGGUAAAAACGUAAAGUUGGAAAAAUUCAGGUAAAUCUAACCUUCCCCCCCCCCCGAAGGCAAACUCCAACGGCCGUGUAUAUGAAACAAAUAUGCAAUUUUUAAUUGUUACCUUAUUUCAUACUUGUUUCAUAUAUUUCAUAUAUUUUGUUGUAUUUGCUCUAAUUUUCUGUAAUAUGUUUUACAUAUUUUUUUGUUUCUACUUAGUUCGGACUAAAUCCAUCUGAUUGGUUCAUCUUUUGUCACGUGAUGUUUUUAUAUUCUUAGUAUAAGAGCUCAUGUAUUUUCCCCGAUACCGCUAGUAACUCCAGACGAAGGGCUUCGCUCGAAAGUCGAAAUUCUCCUUAUAUUUAUCAGGUAGUUGCAUCCCUACCAACAAAAGCUUGUUGUUUAUAUUUCUAGUCGAUGGUUCGUACGGCAACUGGACAGCGUCACCAUGCAGUGCCACUUGUGGUCAAGGUGUCGAAAUAAGGAUACGACAGUGCGAUAACCCCCCUGGAAAAUUUGGAGGAAAUUGUAGCAAACAAGGACCGGCUCAAGAAAUUCUGACGUGUAAAGUGAAUCCUUGUCCAGGUAAAAUCUUCCUCUAAUGGUUAUUAGUAAUAAUAAUUUAAUAAUUUUGCCAAAAUUGGUGGGUUUAAUUUAAUUAAAAAACUAAGCAACAGCGCAUUGUGUUCAAGCAGACUUUAUCAGAUAGUGGCGUGAAUUGUUCUUUUUGGUGAGUGGGCAAAAUAUGUUGCCGAUGGCCACUUGUCGUUGCUGUAAAUCGUAAUUAUAUUUAAACCUCUCUGCCUCAAAUUUAAUGCAAUAUAUAGCUUAUAUAAAUUAUAGCCUACCAAUGGUUUCAUAGUUGAAAAAUUAUUAUUACAGCUUUGUUAAACAGUUAUACAGGUAUCAUUCAAAGUAUUUCAGUAAUUGGUGGAGGGGAGGGGUGAUUACCCCCAUAUAACUUUUUCCCCAUGGACAAACUGUUGCAAGGGAUGGUAACAUUGAAAUAUCAAGAGGGCUAUCUCCUUAUUUUAUAGAGAAUGUCAUUUUUGUGCCAAUUGUUUUUCUGCUAGAAUUAUUCAUUUUACUGAGUUGACUCGCUAUUUCACAAAACGCGCUGGUUUCUUCCCUGGAACAAACAAAACAUGCAUUGCAAGUAUCGGAUCACAUGUUUGUCAUGUGAUCUCUGCACCUAACAGGUUCAUAGCUCUUGAAUCUGGUGACUUCUAUUGCAAGAUAAAUUAAAUCCAAUCAAAGCUAUAGGCAGUCAGCAAAAAGUUGUCAAUUCUAUUAUCGCGACCAAGGAGAGCAAUCGAUAAGUGAGGUGGAAAGACGCUCUUUUCCAUUCAAGUGAACAAAUAUAUUUAAAAAAUUUCAGUCCACUUCGACUCUCAGAUGAUUGUUAUCACCGUUGUUGCUGCUGUUGUUUUUGUGAUCAUCGUAACAGUGGCAUGUUUUAUUUUCAUUCUUCGAAGACGACGUCGAAAACCAGGUGAGGUCAAGAUCAAAUUUGUUCUAAUUCAAAGAUAAUUGUUCUAACCUGUCAUUAGAACAAAAAGAUUAGAGAGAACAUUAUAACCUGUCAUUCAUUUCUUCUUUCUAAACUGCCUUCAUUAAAGCAAGUGAGGUUGGAUAUUUAGUCUUUUACACUUUAUCCACUCAUUUAUUUACAACUUUCUUCAAAUUAUUUAGAAAUUUUAUAAUGUCGUUUGAUUUGAAAAAGUUAUUAAUGUGCAAACUACGAUUUCAAGUUAUCAAAGUGACUUUAUCCCGAACAAAUCUUUUGAAAGAUAUGUCAAUUGACUUAACUUACUGUUCUCCCUCAGCCAACGUCGAGGAGCGCCGUUCCGGGCGUAAUCCCGGGGUGAGGGUACUAAUUCCGCCCGGCUAUUUACAGUCGGGGAAAGGAACACAUUAGUACAGAAUACGGUACAGAAGCCCAUCCCCAUUGUUUUUUGCGUAAGCGCUGUUUGUCAUGAUUCGUCACUCAGCAAGUACAGUAAACAAAAGCAGUCACACCCCAGGACGUGCGUAAUUUUGAAUAUUUCCAGGGGGUUGACUACUUCUGUUUAGGGUACUUGCUGAGUCACGAAUCAUGACAAACAGCGCUUACGCAAAAAACAAUGGAGAUCGACUUCUGUAUAGUGUUCUGUGGCAGCGGCGUAACCAGCUCGACAAUUGGGGGUCCAUAUUCAUAUAUUCGUGUUCUGCAUUGUUGAUUUCUUUCGAAAUCUAUUGUUUUUAUGAACACGAAUAUAUGAAUAUGGACCACCCUAGUUAUCCGAGCUGGCUACGCAACUGUUCUGUGGAAUUAGCAAAGUCUAAAUCAAAAUAAAUAAAAUAAUCGCGGGCGAAUGGCUAUGAUUCACCGUGGGUGGGUGGUUAUCCUCACUGAUCUCAAAAUUGGUCAAAUUUAAAAUUCGCAUUUUAACGACUGCAUAUAGCGUAUAAAAAAUGCCGUCAGCAUAUAAUUUCAGUGUAAUUUUAUUUAUUACCCUUUUUGUUAUAUUAAAAUUUUUAAAUGAAGAGGCAAGCAAAGUUAUUUUCAUGCAAGAAUUUGAAAUCAUUUUAUUUCAAACUCAAAGUUUAUCGAUGAAAGGCAGUUUAGCUUUAAGUACAUUCUAAAACGUUUUGCGAAGCGUUUGUGGUUGAACUUUACAUUAAAUUGAAGCUUAUAUUACGUUUUAUAACGUCUAAUCGCUUACCUAACAUUUAUAUGUUUGGGAAAUUGACAAUUUUGUAAUUAGAAGUGAUAUCUUUCGGGGAUAUCUUCGUGAUUCCAUGGCAACUACUUAAAUACUUCAUGCUCGGAAAAUAUAAUGGUUUUGUCAGUAAGGCGAAGGUUUCUGCAUGCAUGUAUUUCUUGUAAAUUUUAAUAUUUCCGUUGAUAAUUUUGUAACAUUGCGAACAGAAACGAUCAAAUCAUCAUCAACUGAAACUACUGAUCUACAUAUUGCAAUUUGAAUUCUCUAGGCCAUCAUUACACCAGUUUGGAUUUUUUACCGCCACGUCCCAACGAUCCUCAACAGCUGGAGGACUACAAUACUUCAGAAGAAAUAGCGACUUCACGACAAGAGACUGGCGCUAGUGCAGAAUAUGAGAACGUGACAAGUGACGGGAAACCAGCUCCAGGCCUCUCGCGUGGUGUGGUGCGCUACAGAAGAGAGUACAUGAACACAGAACCUGCGCGAAAUUCAUGGUAUGACAGACUUCAGUUAAUUCGACCAUUUGCUAUGGAGUGGCUUCGAAACGCUUGGGGAAAUGUUGACCAGUUCGGCCGCCAUGUUUAUGAUGUCAUGCAACGCGCACGACAUGUUUUUGUCCCAUACAACAAGUUGAGCAAUCUACAACAAGGUAAUUCAGCCGGAAGUGGAGGGGGGGAAAGUGGUAAUAGUUAUAGUACAAUAGAAAGACCCGCAGCAGUUAUAUUGCCCACUGAAAGCGAUAAUGCGUCGACAACAGAAAAUGUUUGA